AUGAAAAUCAAUUAUUUGAAAGAUGUUUUCAUUGUGUGCAUUUUAAUGCAUUUAGUUUCUGAAUUUGUUGUGUGUAACGAAAUUCAAAUGUUUACACCGUUUGACAUGUUCUAUUCUUUUAACACAACGUAUUUAGAUAUAUCAUAUCGCCGAAUUAACGAAAUUCCAGAACAUGCGUUUUAUGAUUUCCCCAAACUUUUGAAGGUUGAUAUAUCUCACAAAAAAAUCGUCAAAAUCGAUGUUGAUGCGUUCAGUCCCGGAGCUCGUGUGCAAAUGUUAGGUUUAUCAUUUAACAACAUCAGUUCAGUGACAUCAAAAAUGUUUGACAACUUAAUCGAAUUGAAAGUUCUGUGUAUUUCCAACAAUCAACUUCAAGAAAUUCCUUCGUUUAUAUUUCACAAAAUGGCUAAUCUUCAGUGCGUUGAUUUUUCAUUCAAUCAAAUCGAUAAUAUCCAUGAUUUUGCAUUUUUUGGUGACUAUAAAUUACAUUCAUUGAAUUUGGCGCACAAUCAACUCAAAAGUUUUGACGCGCGAAUUGGAGAAAAUGUUUAUUUGAAGCGAUUAGACAUUUCAUGGAAUCAAAUAACCGAGCUGAAUCCAAAUAACAUGAAAAAUCUGGCCAAAUUGAAGAAAUUAAGUCUUGCUGGAAAUCCACUUCAUCAAUUGAACAAAAACACAUUCAUGGAUUUAUCGAAUCUUGAAGCGUUGGACUUAACGCAAACGUCAUUGUCGGAAAUUGAACCAGGAACAUUUUCAAUGUUAAAUAAACUACGUUAUAUCGUUUUAAAUGACAACAAUAUCAAACGAUUGGACGAAAACUCACUCCCAUCAUGGUCCCCACAUGUUUACAUCAGGAAUAACCCAAUCGAAGAGUUGAAAGGAUUUAAGAUAUUCACUGACUCAGUUGAACUACUGAUUACAUAUAAUUAUAAAUUCAAUUGCACAGACCACAAUGCAACGAAAUGUGAAGAAUCUUAUUUUAAUUGUGAACAAAUAUGUACGCCGAAUAAGAACGAACCAGAUUCGGAUGAUUGGUUUAGCAUUUCGGAUAACGUUAUAAUGGGUGAAUACGAACGAAUGGAUGAAAGUGGACCAAAACCACGGAUAGCAGAAGAGAAUGCAGACGAUUUGAUCAAUCAACUGUCUCAAAUUGGGCUAUUUGGUGUGAGUCUUGGUUUCACUGUCGUGGUGCUGUUGAUUUGUUUCGAUCUACGUAAAAUAAAGAAACUGCAAACCACCCAGACAAGUGCUGUUAAAAACAACGAAAAAUGUAAAGCUUCAAAAAUGAACGAUAUUAUUAACGAAUUGAUUGUUUGAUUUUCU
Molecule: messenger RNA, 1323 nt
Organism: Contarinia nasturtii (swede midge)
Lineage: Eukaryota; Metazoa; Arthropoda; Insecta; Diptera; Cecidomyiidae
Product: toll-like receptor 7
Exons: 1
Coding region: 1-1317 (438 amino acids)
Molecular function (GO): protein binding
Source: RefSeq, a predicted model, not a curated record